This is a messenger RNA of Pecten maximus, 471 nucleotides long. RefSeq lists its product as uncharacterized. Gene Ontology annotation, molecular function: hydrolase activity, acting on ester bonds. The transcript has a single exon. The record is from RefSeq and is a predicted model, not a curated record. Bases 1 to 471 code for a protein of 156 amino acids. Lineage: Eukaryota; Metazoa; Mollusca; Bivalvia; Pectinida; Pectinidae.
AUGUUGGAGAAGAUUCUACCAUUGGUGGAGCCUCGACAUGUCUUGGUUCUCCAUUGUAGAGGGAUGUCCGGAGAUAGUGGAGCAGAAGCAUACCUCCUUCUUCUACACUAUGUAAAGAAGGCAGUGCCUGAAGACCAGCGGAUAUAUCUCCAUUGUUUCAAUGGGGAUUCCUAUGUCCGUGAGCAGUGGUCUAGUGCUUUUAGGAAUCUGUACUUCGGAUUUACCAGCAUGGCUGCAGGAUUCACCCCACCUCAGGUUCGCGCCUUGAAGUGGGUCAACCCUGAGAGAGUGUUGUUGGAGACCGACGCCCCCUACUUCAAUCGGUCAGGCCGCAAGUGGUCUGCACCCAACCAAUUGUAUUGGACGGCGGAGGCUUUUUGCAAAACACCUCAGCUACACGGCGGAAUCCCUGCUGAAUGCGACUGUAACCAACGCUCAACGACUGUUUCGUCACUAGGAAAGGACAGUUAG